This is a messenger RNA of Camellia sinensis, 825 nucleotides long. NCBI's taxonomy places the organism in Eukaryota, Viridiplantae, Streptophyta, Magnoliopsida, Ericales, Theaceae. The record is from RefSeq and is a predicted model, not a curated record.
AUGGAAAGUUUAACAUUGCAGAUGUGUUUCCAUGGUUUGAAGCCUUUGGAUCCUCAGGGAUUAAGAUGCAGAGGAAAGGUUGCUUAUGACUUGUUUUAUGCUGUGAGUGAUGGGUUCGUGACCAGGCGGCUCAAGCAUAGAGAGUCGAAUCUGCCAAGUUAUAGGGAUUUAAUGGAUUCCCUCCUUGACUACAGCCAAGAACAUGGAUCUGAAUUUGGCUACAAACAUAUCAUAAUCUUACUUGGGGAACUGAAACUAGUUCAAACAGAGUUGAUUGAGUGGGCAAUGACUGAACUGCUACGCCAUCCCGAUAUAAUGUCGAAGGUGCGCGAAAAAGUUAAAAAAGCAGUAGGAGAAGAAGGAAGAAUAGAAGAACCCAAAAUCCUUGCACUGCCCUAUUUACAUGCUGUUGUGAAAGAAACAAUGAGGUUGCACCUAUCAUUGCCUUUUCGUAUACCCCACAAGAGUGAGACAGACAUGAAGCUGUGUGAUUUUCAGAUACCAAAGAACACCCAAAUCCUUGUGAAUGUGUGGGCAAUUGCUCGAAACCCUGCUUACUGGGAAAACCCAACUCAAUUUAUGCCGGAGUGGUUUUUGGGAUCUAAUAUGGAGUAUAGAGGCCAGCAUUUCGCCUUUCUUCCUUUUGGUUCAGGUCGUCGGAUGUGUCCUGGACUUCCUCUUGCUCAAAGGGUUGUGAGCUUGAUGCUUGCAUCACUUGUGUAUCAUUUGGACUGGAAACUUCCUGAUGGUUUGACACCGAAAAAUUUGGGACUGAUACGUUCGGCCUCACCUUGCAGAGGGCAACACCUCUUCUUGCUAUUCUGA